UUGUUGCAGUCGAUGAAUAACAAUGCGAAUACAUACAGUAGCGGCGGAACCGGCUGGGACAUGUUCGGUGGCGGAAGCGGCUCGGGCUACGGUGGUCUGGGUAUGUAUGGUAGCGGAAUGGGCCUGGGCAUGUACGGUGGCUGGCCGUAUGGCGGCGGUGGUUAUUACGGUGGAUAUUACUAA
Gongylonema pulchrum is the source of this 183-nucleotide messenger RNA. NCBI's taxonomy places the organism in Eukaryota, Metazoa, Nematoda, Chromadorea, Rhabditida, Gongylonematidae. The record is from the annotation of a GenBank genome assembly.